GCGGGCGCGCUAUGGAGAGCGGGUGCUGGUUGGUCGGCUGCGAGUUCGAGGACUCAGUAUUCGAGGACGGGCGCCAGCGGCGGGCCGGACCACCCGCGUCCUACUGCGCCAAACGCUGCGAGCCGCAGUGGUUUUAUGAAGAAACAGGGAGCAGUGACAAUGUUGAAGCUCUAACUAUCAAGAAGUUCAGAGGGGACCUGGCCUAUAGACGACAAGAAUAUCAGAAAGCUCUGCAGGAGUAUUCUAGCAUCUCUGAGGAAUUGUCGUUAACCAGUUUUGCCAUGAAAAGGGAUGUCCAGGAAGGCCAGGCUCGGUGUCUUACGCACCUGGGAAGGCACGCGGAAGCUCUGGAGAUUGCUACCAACUUGGUGAGUGUUUUCAUUGCUCAUUUUCAUUUGCUUUCCUGUACCGAGAAUAAUUCAUUUUGGAACUGGGGCAAAUUGGCAGAGGCUUACCUGAAUCUGGGGCCAGCUCUCUUGGCGUCAUCUCAGAAACGGAACAGUUUCACCUCAAGUGACAAAGCUAUCAAAUCCUCCUCUCCUCACUCAGGAAAAGACUGUCUUUUAUGUAUCCCUGAAAUCUCGCCUGAGAGCUCUAAGUUUUCUAUGGACGCAAGCAGCAGUGACAGCCAGCAAAAUGAGAAAGCUCUUAAAAAUACUCAGAGCUCUGUGUCAGAAAAGAGAGAGGCAGUGUUGAUAGAAACUCAGAUAAAAGCAUGUGCCGCUUUUGUAAGAACCAGGCUUUUGCUUCAGCUCACUCAGUCUCAGCAAACAUCAUUUGCUUUGGAGAGGAACUUAAAGACUCAGCAGGAAAUUGAAGAUAAAAUGAAAGCGUUCCGCUUCAAAGAAGAAACUUUGCUGUUGAUUUCUGAGGUUAUGGGAGAAGAUAUUGUUCCAGAGAAAAUAAAAGACGAAGUUCACACGGAGGUGAAGUGUGUAGGCUCUGCUGCUUUGACUGCCUUGGUGACUGCAUCUUCAAAAGAAUUUGAAGACAAGUGGUUCAAAAAGAUCAAAGACCAUUUCUGUCCCGUUGAGAAUCAGUUCCAUACAGAGAUACAAAUCUUGGCUUAGUGGUCCAUUUAAAAACAAAGCAGAAAACGUCUUCCACUGUAUUAAUUGUCCUUUCUCACUUUAGACAGGAACGACCGCUAAUAAUGGAGUAUAGUGAAUUAAAAAUGUUUAUUU
This is a messenger RNA of Trichechus manatus latirostris (Florida manatee), 1184 nucleotides long. RefSeq names its product chromosome unknown C8orf76 homolog (gene CUNH8orf76). Bases 12 to 1070 code for a protein of 352 amino acids. Lineage: Eukaryota; Metazoa; Chordata; Mammalia; Sirenia; Trichechidae. The record is from RefSeq and is a predicted model, not a curated record. Gene Ontology annotation, molecular function: protein binding. The transcript is spliced from 6 exons.